AUGGACGGCGUGUCAUAUGACUCUAAGAGUAAGAAGCUCUUACUAGACCCGGAAAUUGCUCAAUCAGCUCCUGCAUUAAAACUCGAAUUAGAUCAGCUCAAUGUUAUCACUCAAGAACUAAUAAAUCAGGGUAGUGACGUACCCCCUGUUCCCACGCCUGAUAACUUUAACAAAGAUUUAUCGAAAAUGAUCAAAAAACUAUACGAUAGUGGAGUUCAAUCUUUCAAGGUGGGUAAAUUUGAAGAUAGUGUACGUCAGUUUUCAGUGGGUAUUGAAAUGAUUCAGAGGAGACCCAAGUUGGAGUCUUUUGCUGGUACCAUACAAGAAUUGUCAAAGUUUUUAAUGAGUAGAUGUGAUGCUUAUUUGAAGACAAAGCAGUACUUGCAGGCUUAUAAUGAUGUCGAUUUACUAUUGAACAUGCAAAUGAAUGCACCAGAUAAUUUUUUAAGGCGAGGUGUUGCCAACUAUUUCUUGGGUAACUAUGAGUUGGCCAGAGCUGAUUAUCAAAGAGGGUUGGCGUUUGAUGAGAAUCAUCCAAGGUUGCAACAUGAAUUAACCAUCUGUUUGGAUAAGAUAUUGGAGGAAAAUGGUGACUACUUGUAG
This is a messenger RNA of Lodderomyces theae, 603 nucleotides long. RefSeq names its product Sec63 complex subunit (gene SEC72). The coding region runs from base 1 to 603 and encodes 200 amino acids. The record is from RefSeq and is a predicted model, not a curated record. The transcript has a single exon. Gene Ontology annotation, molecular function: protein binding. Lineage: Eukaryota; Fungi; Ascomycota; Pichiomycetes; Serinales; Debaryomycetaceae.